AUGGCGCAGACCGGGGGUGCGCCAGCUCCGGAGCGCAUCGGCGGCGCUGACUUUGAUGGCCUGGGCGGCGAAGAGAAGGUGCCCAUCAUCGUCACCAAGGCUCCCACCAAGCGAAGUACUGCCAAGCUCGUGCAGCAUGUGUCAAACUUCGCCCUCACGCGCGCGGAGAUGCUUCGAGUGACACCGGCUCACCGAGUUUUGUGGGGCGUCGGCUCGGCGGUACGUGGAGGCGCCUACUCUCAAGAUGCCUACAUCUACAGCACGCCGGCGACACACAUUUCACAGUUUUGGACUCACUCCUGGCAUGGCGGUCCUUACUGCAAGAUCGCCGUGCUCCACCUGGUCUGCAGCGGACUGGCUGCCCUGGCUUGCGGCACCCUGGCGGUGGCGGUCUCGCUCGUGCCCCUAGACCGGAUGGGCGCCUCGACCCUCUGGUCGCUUUUGGUCGGCUUGCUGGUCUCCAGCCUCGCCUUGCUCACUUGGCGGCCCUCCGUGAAAGUCUUCUUCGACAAGCUUUGCAUCGCCCAACACGAUGCCAAGCUCCAAGUAGAGGGAGUGGUGAACGUGGGCGCCUGUGUGAAGAACUCCGAGUCCAUGCUCCUUUGCUGGGAUUCCACUUUCUUCGGUCGCUUGUGGUGCGUGGUGGAAGUGGCCGCCUUCUUGAAAACCCAUCACGACCCAGCGGCGCUGAGAAUUCGGCCCACGACCUGGGGGCCCACCAGCAUCGUCUUGUUCCUGACUUUCUGGGCCUGGACCGGAAUGAGCCAGAUCACGGGGUCUGUGAUCAUCGGGGACAUUGAGUGGGAGCCAUUUUCCCUGGCGCUGGUGUUCAGCGCGGCCAACGCCGUGAACCACAUGUUGUCCAUGUCCUUCAUUGCCCACUUCUGGCGUAGCCACCUUCGGGAUCUCGACAUGGCUUGCACGCAGCUCUCGGACUUCUCCUUCAAGCGGGACGUUUCCUGCCACUGCUGCGCCAUUGGCCACAUCCACCCGGUGACCGGCCGCCCUAUGGCCUGUGACCACGAAACCAUUCGCGAGUGCCUUUGCAUCUGGUUCGGUUCCGUCGAGGAAUUUGAUGUGAUCAUGCGGGACAGGAUGGCGGGCGUGUUCCAGAAGAGUUUCUGCAGGCACCCUCUGCCGUACCAUUGGAUCGUGGGAGCUACUACUCCCACACUUUGGGUUGCCAUGUGCAACGUGUUCCAGUCCAUGGCUGUUGGGACAUUCCCGUUCUUGCUCCUUUUCGCCAACCUUGCCUAUUGGUUGGCUGUAUUUCCUGUCCUCCUUCAUCUCGAGUUGAAGCUUGCACACCUGCUGCGCAGACGCCGCCGAUUUUUCUGGCAGGAGAUCGUGGUCAAUAUUGCCCUGGCGUUUGCCGGAAGCAUUGGCUUCGCAAUUUAUCUCAUCAUCGAAGCCGCUGGCAUCGUCAUGCUCGGAGAUCCCAUGAAGGGAGCAGCAGCUACCUCGCUCCUUUGGGCAGUGGUCGCUGUCUACGUCUGGUGUACAUAG
Symbiodinium natans is the source of this 1506-nucleotide messenger RNA. The record is from the annotation of a GenBank genome assembly. NCBI's taxonomy places the organism in Eukaryota, Dinophyceae, Suessiales, Symbiodiniaceae.